Messenger RNA from Symbiodinium sp. CCMP2456, 2184 nucleotides. NCBI's taxonomy places the organism in Eukaryota, Dinophyceae, Suessiales, Symbiodiniaceae. The record is from the annotation of a GenBank genome assembly.
AUGGAGCCAGCUUCGCCCACGUCCGAGACUUCCUCAUGGAGCGAUGCGAAGAAGGCAGUGGAGCGACAGAGUACUCGCGCUAUGGCAUGGGGAGCUUCGAUCCGGGAGUACAACCAGAAGAAGGUCGAAAGAAGCAUGUCUUCAACGCAGACGUCACAGGCUACCAAAAAGAAGUCCCGAGUACGAUCAGAAAUUGAGACCUGGUUGCGGAGAUAUGUAUGCUUCUGCUGCGGUUCUGGAGAAGGAGAGCUGCCUCAAGCUGUGACCAUCGCGACCGAUGUGGAAGAUCUGAAGCAGAGUGUUCGGCAGAAGAUCUCUAAGCAGACCUAUUCUGUGAAGGACUACUACAAGUCGAACGGCAUUUUCCAGCGGAUCGCGAAGAGCAACUUCUUCGAAAACUUUACACUCUUCAUCAUUGGAGUGAAUUCGUUGUGGAUCUGGAUUGACACGGACAACAACGAUGCGGCCAUCAUCACGGAAGCGAAGAUGGAGUUUCAGAUUGUUGAGAACAUUUUCUGCGCCUUCUUUGCGUUCGAGUGGGUUGUCCGGUGGAUGGCUUUUCGAAGAACUUCGUUUGCAUUCAGGGAUGCCUGGUUUGUGUUCGACACGUUGCUUGUGACCUUGAUGAUCCUGGAGACCUGGAUUACGCCCAUCGUACUCGGGGUCCUCAGCAUUUCCAGUGACGGCAUUGGGGAUGCCUCUAUACUUCGUCUCGUGCGGCUGCUCAGGCUCGCGCGGAUGACACGGGUAGCAAAGCUCCUGCGCGCCUUCCCGGAAGUACUCAUCAUGAUCAAAGGCAUCAGUGCGGCAGCUCGGUCGGUCUUCUUCACCAUCUGCUUGCUCCUACUUGUCUUGUACAUUUUCGGCAUCGCCUUCAGACAGAUUUGCGUAGGACUGGGCAUCGGAGAGGCGCGCUUCCCCACCGUGCCAGAGGCUAUGCUCACCCUGCUGAUCCACGGUGUGUUUAUGGAUGACAUGGCCGAGCUGGUGGCGGAAGUCAAGGGCGAAAGCUCCGUUGCAUUCGGUCUGUUCAUCAUUUUUGUGCUGAUUGCCUCCAUCACUCUUAUGAACAUGCUUAUCGGAGUGCUUUGUGAGGUGGUGUCCAUGGUGGGACAAAGCGAGCGCGAAGAGCUUCUUGUGGAUCUCGUGAAGCGAGAGCUCUUGGAUAUCAUCCUUGCAGCCGACGAAGAUGGCGAUGGGUUGAUGUCACACGCAGAGUUUCUGAGGAUAUUGGAGAGUCCGGAGGGCCUCAAAGCAUUGGAGACGGUCGGGGUGGAUCCCGUGGGUCUCAUCGACUAUGCGGAUCAAAUUUUUGCGAAGGAGAACGGCGAAGAAGGAACGCAAGAAACCGUCUUGUUUUCGCAUUUUAUGAAUGAGAUAUUGCAGCUGCGUGGCACGAACACCUGCACAGUGAAGGACCUCAUCAACAUGAGGAAGGUUGUCGAGAGAUCGGGCAAGGAUGUCAAAGAGCACAUGGUUCAAGUCACUCAGCAGCUCAACACUCUACAGCAGAAUAUGGAGGAGCUAAAAGCGAGUCGUAGCCCAGACGGGCCGGCGCGGCAAGUGGUGCCGAGAGUUGAGGAGUCAGCAGACAGCUUGGCUAAGCCAGAGUUGUCACAGCUGUCACAGACGCUGUCGAAGACACUGCAGAAGAGUGUGGAUCCCAUGCCUAGGGAUCUAUCACCUGUGCCGCUGCAAGCCCAUAUGCCUCCAAAUCCUGCGGCCUUCCGCAAGACGACAGGGAACCUGAAAACUGGUGACCCCAACCUCUACAGCAACCUGUCGAGCGCGUGGGGGCAGACUACCAAGACUUACUUCGAAGAUAUGGAGGGGAGCCUUUCCCAGAAGCUCCUUGAGAUGCAGGGUAUCCUCAACGAGCUCAUCCUCGGGCCUCACUCUUUAGGAAGCCCUGUUGUGGCCGGGGUGGUCGCGGAAUCCAAUGGAGAUGCAGCCGGCGGCAAGCCGCGCGACAUCGAUGCGGGUCAAAGCCUCCGACGGGCGGCCAACAGAAGUGACGCUGCGGAUGCACGGGAGCGCGAAGGGCGCAAGCGAGACGAGUCUCGGGCACGCUUUGCUUUCCGUGUCUACGGUCGGCCAGUCAACAGCGACGACAUUCCUCGCGGCCGUGUACUUGCUCGCUACUUGGCGCGACGGCCAUCGCGAGAGCGAAGCGUUCCUCAGUAG